UCACACAGUUGACAUAUGUCGUUGGCGGGGAGAGGUUAUAAACGCUUAUAAACAGUGUGCAGAACAGAGUUAGAUAAAACAUUUCAAGGAAAGAAUUGAGUUAAGUGUGACGUGUAUUGUUUACGUGAAAAAAUUAAAAAAAAUUUUUUUUUGUGAUUUCCCUAUUGAUAAUUUUAAGUGUUACAAUCACUCCGAAGAUAAUUUUCCAACAAAUUUUUUUUUUUUUUGGAGUAGUCCGUUUCCCUUUGUUUUUUUUAAAAAAAGGAUGCCUUGCGCACAGGAUCAAGCAGUGGCCGGGUGCAUUUUGCGACGAACUCAUUCAUCUCCUGAUAUCGUUUACACAAUGUGAUUAUUAAAAAAAUUCUCCGAUAAAGGAAAAUAAAUUUCCUUAAGAGAAAUUGUACAUAAAAAAUUUUUUAAAAAAAGUGAUAAAUUAUAUAUAUAUUUUUUUUUAAAUUGAAAUAACCAAUUGCAGUGUUAGAUGCACAGGAUAAAUGAAUAAAUAUAAUAAAAAAAUCAAUAAAAGUUAAAUGAAAUAAUGCAAAAAGAAAUUUUAAGUUAGUGUUUAAAAAUUUAUAAAUUCAAGUGUUGAGAAGAGGAUAAAAAAAAGAAGAUGAAAUAAAAGCCAGGAAUUACAUCCGUCCAAUUGUUUACUUUUAAUAGUAAAAAUGAUCCUAACUCGACAAUACAAAUCAACAGACUCAAAUAAUUCAACAAUUACGAUAGACCCACAAUUAUUGAUCGAUCGAGGAAAAUUUUAUUGAAAGACAAUUUGUCUUCUCAUUCAAUUGUAGUUGUAAUUAAAUAUCGGAGAUUCAAUUUUUUUAAUAUAUAUAUAUAAUAAAGAAAAUAGAAAAUUUAUUCAAUAAUAAUGGAAGAAGAAAAUCAAGUGCGUAUCACAUCAUUUCUUGAAGAGACAUUUUAUAUAACAUCGAAAAAAAAUACAAUUUAUCGUGUUAAAUUAACAGAAAAAGGUUUGAGUUUACAAAAAGAAAGUAAUGGCUCAACAAAAAUUGAAUUAAUACCAUUGUGUGAUAUUAUUGGAUGUCGAUGUAUGAGAUCAAAGAAACAAAAUGCUGGAAGCUGUGCCUGUCGACCUGGAGCAUCAAAAAGUCAAUUGAGACUCGUUGAAUCAACGGAAGUGACACAACCCUUCGAUGAAUAUGAUACUUCCGCUUAUUUAUAUAUUUAUGCGUAUACAAUUAAAAAGGCAAGAGUUAAAAAUGCCCGAAGACGUGAAAGAACGACAAUAACAUUACGUUUUCGAAGUUUUGACAGAUACGAGGAUAAUCUUAGAGAAGCAAGCCGAUGGAGAUUGGCAAUAAAGUGCCUCAUUUCAAAAAUUCCAGUACCAAAAACACUUAUGAGUCCAAGUCAUGGGAAUUUAGAAUCAAUUGUCAAUGCGUGUCCAGGUGAACAGAGAAAAUUGCUAGUCCUAUUGAAUCCAAAAUCUGGACCAGGAAGAGGGAGAGAAAUAUUUCAAAGAAGAAUCCAUCCAAUUCUUUCGGAAGCUGAGAAACCUUAUGAGGUGCACAUUACAAAAUAUUCAAAUUAUGCGACAGACUUUGUUCGUACCAAGGACAUAUUUCAAUGGAGUUGCCUGUUGAUGGUUGGCGGUGAUGGUAUAAUAUUUGAAGUAAUUAAUGGCUUAUUACAAAGGCCAGAUUGGGAGAAAGCAUUAAAGGAAUUACCGCUUGGCAUUAUUCCAUGUGGUUCUGGUAAUGGUUUAGCCAAAUCUAUCGCUCAUUCUAGACAAGAACCGUACAAUAGCAAUCCAAUGCUUAUUAGCGCAUUGUCAGUUGUUAAAUGCAAACAAACACCAAUGGAUUUGGUUCGUGUUGAAACGAAAAAUCAUAUUUUAUAUUCAUUUUUGUCAGUUGGUUGGGGUUUUUUGGCCGAUAUUGAUAUCGAAAGUGAACAUCUUCGCGCAAUUGGCGGUCAACGAUUUACAGUUUGGAGUAUCGCACGACUCAUUGGACUUCGCACUUAUAAGGGCAUUGUCUCCUAUUUACCGUACAAUAAAGUUCCAAUUGUGGAAAAUUUAAAUAAUGGCAAUAUCUAUUGUAAGGAACAAAAUAACGACAUUAAGAUACCACAUUCAAAGAGUUUUGGCGACGAAUUAGAUCGAUUUGGAGGGAUUCGUGAAUCGAAAAGUUAUCAUGACACAUUGGAUGGAGGUACAAAUGGAUUAAAUCACGUUUUAAAUAAUUGCAAUGAAAGUGAAGUACUAUCUGAUACCAUUGAGUUGGAAACUGAAACUCAAACACAAACCAGACACCGAUUAGAUAGUUUUUAUUCAGCGACUUCUGUUAAGUCAACGUAUUUCAGUACCGGAUCUAUUUCCAGUUAUCACAGUAUGGACGAUCUUGAAAUUCUUGGGAAAGAAGGGGAGAAUAUAAAUGAAAAUGUCACUUACGGUCCAGCAUCCUCGUUACCAGCUCUUACUGCUCCGGUUCCUAAUAAUUGGACCCAAAUUAACGGAGAAUUUGUGAUGGUUCAUGCUGCCUAUCAGUCACACUUGGGACAAGAUUGUAUUUUUGCACCGCACGCGCGACUCGCUGAUGGAAUUAUUUGGCUUCUCAUUAUAAAAGCUGGUAUUUCCAGAUCACAAUUAUUUCAGUUCCUAUUGGGUAUGAGUACUGGCACACAUUUAACUGUUCCUGGAGUCGAAAUGAUUCCUGUGAAAGCAUUUCGAAUAGAACCAGCUGAGGGUGUUAAUGGCUACUUGACAGUGGAUGGUGAAAAUGUUGAUUAUGGACCCAUUCAAGCUGAAAUAUUUCCCUCUUUAGCAAAUGUUAUGUGUCCUUGACAAACGUUUUGAAAAAACAAAAUUUUAUAUAUAAUAUAAAAUUUAAAAAAAAAAACCACUGUUUCUUUGAAAAAGAAACGAUUCUAUUGUCCUAAUUAUAUAAUAAGGAAUUCUCGAUUAAAUCGACUUGAAAAAAAAAAAAAAAAAAAAAAAAUCCCCAUUAGAAUCAAUUUGUAGAAAAAGACUUACUCAUAAAUAAUGAAGCUCAAGUUUGCAAUGUUUAAAAAGCAAAAAUAAAAAUUUAGGUAUCUAGUUAUUAAAA
This is a messenger RNA of Leptopilina boulardi, 3071 nucleotides long. RefSeq names its product sphingosine kinase 2-like (gene Sk2). Lineage: Eukaryota; Metazoa; Arthropoda; Insecta; Hymenoptera; Figitidae. Bases 872 to 2809 code for a protein of 645 amino acids. The record is from RefSeq and is a predicted model, not a curated record. Gene Ontology annotation, biological process: sphingosine biosynthetic process. The transcript is spliced from 7 exons. Gene Ontology annotation, cellular component: intracellular membrane-bounded organelle; membrane; cytoplasm.